AUGGCGAGGCUGGUUCCUUUGACUGAUGCAGAGGGCCCGGGGUUUGAAAUCAGUGGCGGGCUGUUCAUAGGCCGGAAGGAGACGUGCCAGAUCCGAAUCAGCGGGCCAACAGUAAGCGCUAUUCAGUGUGAAGUGCAAUGGAAUGCCCAACACGGAGUUUUCCAGGUUAUUGACAGAAGUUCCAAUGGUACAUUUGUUAAUGGCAGACUCAUGGAGAAAGAUCAGGUAGUGCAGCUGCACGACGGUGACGUCGUCCAGUUGACGAAGCGAUGGCCGCAUAGCCCUGCUUUGCAGUAUAGGUUUGUCGCUCCUGCCGGGCAGGUUCGAAGAGAAGGUACAACCCAUACAGGUGUGAGCACGAGCUGUCCAGAAGAGACCAAAGUCCUGAAGUCAGUCGAAGCUCACGUGCGAGAUGUUCCAGGAUCCGAGGUGGAGCUCCCUGACGUCGCAAAGCUUCAGUGUACGUUAAAGGAGGAAGAAGAUCGAGCAGCCUGUUUGACUGAAGAGCUGGAGAGGCUACGGGGUCCGGCUGUGGAACGACUGGAGGAAGCCAGCUACCAAGCCCAGGAGGCAGAAGAUGAAAGGCACAGGCUGGAGAGGGAUUUGAAAGAAGCCAAGGAGGGCGUCUUUGCCAACCUGGCGAUGGUCAAGGAGUGCGAGGAGCAAGGAGCGAAACUGCAGCACUUGCAGCGCAACUUGCAAUCGCUGCUCAGUGCUCGCCAAAGCAUCCGUCAAGACACCUCCAGAUUCCGUGAGAAUGCCGAGGCGGCAUGGGCUGUUCAGUCCCGCUUGCAGCAGCUUGUGGCCGAGCAAAUGGCCUCCACGGAAAAGUUGCAAUUGCAACUCAGUAGUUCCGUGUUUGAGAUUGGCACCCACUCCACGGAUCUCUCGAGUUCCAUCAGCGAAGGCCAGGAGCGUGAGUUGGUGGCAUGUCAGAGCGGCUGCAAACAUGUGCGCCACGUGACAAAGAGCCAUGAACCCGCAUCUGCCAAGAAACGGAGACGAAAACUGGAGGCCGGAGACAUUCCGACAAUGGAAAUCUUGUGA
Symbiodinium sp. CCMP2592 is the source of this 1047-nucleotide messenger RNA. NCBI's taxonomy places the organism in Eukaryota, Dinophyceae, Suessiales, Symbiodiniaceae. The record is from the annotation of a GenBank genome assembly.